Oryza sativa Japonica Group (Japanese rice) is the source of this 1331-nucleotide messenger RNA. Its product is annotated as salutaridine reductase. NCBI's taxonomy places the organism in Eukaryota, Viridiplantae, Streptophyta, Magnoliopsida, Poales, Poaceae. Gene Ontology annotation, cellular component: membrane. The record is from RefSeq and is a predicted model, not a curated record.
UUCACCACCACAAAAGCAACGGGGAUAUAAUAGCCCUCACUCGUCAGUCUGCUUUUCUCACAGAAGAGAGCAGAUCACUAAUCGAAUAAGAAAGUUGGUGCGCAUCUGCUUGUACGCAAAAAAUGGAACGAGACAUCACCAGCCUCCCGACUAAAAGGGUUGCUGUGGUCACCGGCGGCAACAAAGGGAUCGGACUGGAGGUGUGCCGGCAGCUGGCUGCCGACGGCAUCACGGUGGUUCUGACGGCCAGGGACGAGACGAGGGGCGUGGAGGCCGCCGAGAAGCUCAGUGGGAUGGGCCUCUCCAGUGUCGUCUUCCAUCAGCUGGAGGUCACGGACAGUUCUAGCGUUGCUCGGUUGGCUGAUUUCUUGAAGACUCGUUUUGGCAAGCUAGAUAUACUGGUGAAUAAUGCAGCGGUUGGCGGGAUGGAGUACGUCCAAGGAGUGGAUACCAACAAGGAACAGUUCGUUAGCAUGGACAAGAAACAAAGACUUGCAUGGUUGAAUAAACAAGGCCGGGAGACGUACGACGCCGCAAAGAACGGCGUGCAGACGAACUACUACGGCACGAAGAUUGUAAUCCAAGCCUUGCUACCACUGCUCCUGCAAUCCUCCGGCGAAGGAAGAAUCGUUAACGUCUCCUCCGACUUUGGACUACUAAGAGUCGUCAACAACGAGGAUCUGAGGAAGGAGCUGGACGACGUUGAUAACCUCACCGAGGAACGGCUGGACGAGGUGCUGGACAGCUUCCUGAAAGACUUCGAGGCCGGCGCGCUGGAGGCGCACGGGUGGCCGACGGCGUUCGCGGCGUACAAGACGGCCAAGGUGGCCAUGAACGCGUACACGAGGAUCUUGGCGAGGAGGCACCCGGAGCUGCGCGUCAACUGCGCGCACCCGGGCUACGUCAAGACGGACAUGACCAUCGACUCGGGAUUCCUGACGCCCGAGGAGGGCGGGAGGAACGUCGUGACGGUGGCCCUCCUGCCGGAUGGCGGCCCGACCGGUGCGUUCUUCGCUGAGGGCAAGGAGGCGUCGUUCCUGGGAUGACGGCGGAGAGGCCAAAAAGUGAGGCCCUUUGGAGACGGAGUACAGACUACAAAAUAAUUGAGCUAUUGGCACUAAAUUAUUAUAAUAAAAAAUAAUUAGUAUCAAUAUAUUACACUGUAGCAAUGAUAGUUUUUCUGUGAUAAAUAACUAUAUUUUAUUGCAACGAUUUACAAUCGUUUUUUUAUUUAGUAUUUUUGUUGCGAUAGAAAAUGAGAUAUCGCCAAAAAAAAAUCUUAUUGUUAUAAAAAACAUGUUCUAUCGUCAUAAUUUUAAUGUUUGUGGCAA